Messenger RNA from Capsicum annuum, 408 nucleotides. RefSeq lists its product as uncharacterized. The transcript has a single exon. Lineage: Eukaryota; Viridiplantae; Streptophyta; Magnoliopsida; Solanales; Solanaceae. Bases 1 to 408 code for a protein of 135 amino acids. The record is from RefSeq and is a predicted model, not a curated record.
AUGGAAGAUUAUGAGGUAUAUGGGAUCAGUAAAUCUAGAAAUACGGUCAGUCAUUUCUCUUUAUUUUCAGAUUGUGAUCCUAUGUCUUUCACUGAUGCCGUCAAUGAUCCAAAGUGGCAGCAAGCCAUGGAUAACGAGAAUAGAUCAAUUGAAAGAAAUGAUACAUGGGAGUUGAUAAAUCUUCCAGAAAAUCAGAAAACUAUUGGUGUCAAAUGGGUUUACAAAACAAAGUUGAAGGAAAACAGAGAGGUCGACAAGUUCAAAGCUUGCUUAGUAGCAAAAGGCUAUAAGCAAGAAUAUGGUGUUGACUAUGAAGAAGUGUUUGCUACCAUUGCUCGAUUAGAUACCAUAAUAUUAGUGAUAGCUUUGGUGCUAAAAAUUCUUGGAAAAUCUUCCAGUUGGAUGUGA